Messenger RNA from Solea senegalensis (Senegalese sole), 4471 nucleotides. RefSeq names its product Kell metallo-endopeptidase (Kell blood group) (gene kel). The coding region runs from base 1849 to 4125 and encodes 758 amino acids. NCBI's taxonomy places the organism in Eukaryota, Metazoa, Chordata, Actinopteri, Pleuronectiformes, Soleidae. The transcript is spliced from 18 exons. Gene Ontology annotation, molecular function: metalloendopeptidase activity. The record is from RefSeq and is a predicted model, not a curated record. Gene Ontology annotation, cellular component: plasma membrane. Gene Ontology annotation, biological process: protein processing.
GUUGCCUGGCAGCUCCACCUUCAACAUCCUUUGUCCAAUAUAAUCCUAAACUGAUCAACCUGAGGUGUCCCUUGAAAAUGCUUGUUUCUAAUCCUGUCCAUCCUGGUCACUCCCAACGAAAAUCUCAGCAUCUUCAGCUCUGCCUCCUGCAUCACUGUCUCAAAGCCACUCCCCCCUGCCUACAAUCUCUUCUUCCCCUCUCUUGUGCACUGUCCAUUGCUUUGGAUGGUUUAAACUCAUCCACUUUCUCUACUCUCUACUCCUUGCAUCUUCACCAUACCACCUGUCCCACUUUUAUUAAGUCUGACUUGCUCCGUCUAAGCUUCAUUCCUUUCCAGUAUUCAUCUCCACCUCUCACUCACUACAGAUGACAAUACAGUAUAAUCUGCAAACAACAUAGUCCUGUCUGACUUCAUCUGUCAGAAGAAUAUAAAAGACAUUUUGCAAACAUUUUGGCACCAUUGUUGUAUCUAGUUUUUAGGAUUUGGUUUAAUUUAAUUUAUUUUAUUUAUUCUAUUCUAUCCCCUCUUUAUUAUUAUGUAUUAUGUUUCUCUAAUUUCUGCUAGUUUAUUUUGUUGAUGUAAUUUUACAUUUAUUUGCAGAAAAGUGGUAAAUGUCAUUCAUUUAACGUUACUUCCUUACUUUCUUUCAACAACUAACACAGCAUUGGGGCUAGCAAUGGUCUGAAUGGAGGUAAACUGCAUUUAUUUCUCUUACAAUGUUAAACACGUCCUCAACAAGUGGUUAAAGCACUAUGUUUUUCCACAUCUUACUUUUAUUCUGUUUUUAAAUUUGUAUUACCUAAACCUUACACAAGUAAGAGAGUUUGACUCUAAUUUAUGCUAGUUUAUUUUGUUGAUCUUCUUUAAUUUUACAUAAUAACCUAUUAUUACCUCUAUGGACGUGUUUAACAUUAUUAAAAAAAAGUGUCUUUUAUAUUCUUCUUCUGUCAAGCGGCACAGAGCUGACCCCAGAUGUAGUCCCACCUUCAACUUGAAUCCACCCAUCACUCCAACUGCACACCUUACCACUGUCUCACUCAUACAGUACGUCUACAUCUAGAGUCACAAAGAUACAGUGCUAGUCAUCCAGACCUUCUCUACACUUCUCCAUGAACACUCUCAGAGCCAACAUCUCAUCUUUGGUGCUCUUUCUUGGCAUGAACCCAUACUGCUGCUCGCGGAGCGUCACUACUUUCCUUAAACAAGCUUCAGCAAGUUGUGUUGUAUUUUGUUAAACAAUCUGCUCCAAAUGUCCACUGCUGUCUCUCCAAGACAUGUCCAUAUUUCCACAGGUAUGACAUCUACCUUCUUCCCACUUGUCAUCCUCUUCAUAACUGCCCUCACUUCCUCCUUACUAACCCUCUGAGACAUUAUCUGUCCUCCCCUCUCUCUCGCUCCCAUUUUCCUCAUUCAUCAGGUCCUCAAAAUACAAAUUUUCUUAGCACACUCAUUACCAUCUCUGCACAUUCUUUCCAGCUCUGUCUCUGUGUCUUGCCAAUCCAUCCAAGUCCUCUCCUUCUUUAGUGACCAGCCUCUCAUAAACCUCACUAUAAGCCUUUUCCGUUGCCACCUCACACAGUUAGACUCCUGCCAACUUAAUCUGCCUUGCUGCCCCUCUUUCCACCAUUUUAUCGUUAGCUCCGCCUUGACAUGCUUCUUUUUCUCAGUUUCCAAUUCACUUGCUUCCUCUUCUUGGUUUCCUUCUUGGUUUUUCUUAGAUUGCAACUACUUUGAUGAAGGCCAUCAGCUUCACACAGCUCUCAGAGUUUCUCAGUAUGUUUGUGUGUUUAGAUCUUGUGUCACCUGCUCUGCAUAUUUGGAAGUGAUUUGUUUCGUGUCAGGAGAGAUGGAGCCUCAGCUGUCAAUCCAACCACCAUUCCAGCCAGAAGUUGGGAAGAGGCUGAAGCCUCCUCCUCUGUUACUGACUGACACUGAGCAACAAACACAGAUUGAGCGUGAGACACACCAGCACCAAGCAAAACCACUGUGGAUAAAACAUCGAAAGCUGCUUCUCCUCUUGCUGGGGUUCUCCUUGUGUGCUGCCUUCGUAGGAUGCAUUUACAUUAUCUCUCGGAAUCCUCAAAGCAAAAAUCCGACAGGCCCUGUGACAUGUGUUUCCCCAGCCUGUCAGCAGGCCUCGGCCCGUCUGUCCAUGUCCGCUGACCCCUUCACGAAGCCAUGCGACUACUUCUUGUUCACAUGUGGAUCUGACACCUUCACACCAGAGAGCAGGGGGAGACGAAUGGUGACGGACAUUCCCGGAUCUCCAUGGAACUGGGAUGGGACCACAGAGAGAGAAAACACAGAAGUGAGAGAGGAAAAAAUACUGGACAGGGAAAUGGAGCUGCUGCAGUAUCUGAGGGAGAUUCUGGAAUCCCGUGAUAUCAAUAAUAGUUCAGCUGUGCAGAAGACCAGAACAUUCUACCAUUCCUGUUUGGACACAAGCUCUAUAGAGACUGCUGGUGUGGCACCAUUCCUCAAGCUCAUCCAGAAACUGGGGGGUUGGGCAGUAUCAGGCCCGUGGAAUAGGACUGAUUUUAACUCCACACUGAGCACGCUGAUGAGAGAUUACGCUACCUUUCCAUUCUUCAACAUCCAUGUGGGGAAAGACCCAAAAGAGGCUGCCCGUGGAAAGACCAAGCAAUACAUACAGAUUGAUCAGCCGGACCUGUUGAUCCCGAUUGAAUGGAACAACAAGACGCAGAAGUCUCGUGCUAAAUCUGAGACACUGCGUCCCUUCUUAGCAUUGUGUCAGAGGUACCUGGCUUUACUGGGUGCUCCUCCCAGCAGCAGCAUUAUGCAUGUGGGCACAUUCAUGUCUCUGUCCUCUGAGCUCGCCGUGGCUGCUAUGCCUCUGCAGCAUCGUCUUUCUCAAGGCCAGCUGUAUCAGCGUAUGUCCAUCAGGGAGCUACAGGUCCAGGCGCCUGCCAUUGAUUGGUUGGGUUGUCUGCAGGCUGUUUUCCAACCACUGCCCCUAGAAGAAAAUGAUCACAUCCUUGUGCACAACCUACCUUACAUAGUGCACAUGUCCACCAUCAUUGGAAAAUGGCAGAACAAGCACGAGCUGAGCAACACUGGUCCCCUUCAAACCUAUAUGGUCCUGAAUCUGCUGAACACCCUGAUGCCUGCCUUGGACUCCAGAUUCUCUGAAACUGCAGCAACUUUAUCCGAGGUUGUGGAUAAAAGUGAUGGGGUAGCUCCUCGCUGGAAACGCUGUGUGUUGGAGACAGAGAGAGGGUUUGACUCAGUCCUUACACACCUUCUCAGUGAGAGGACAUCACACAAAGAGGCUGAGGAAAUUAUUCAUAAUAUCAUGUCCACCUUCAAGUCUCAAUUACACAAACUUAAGUGGACGAAUCAGACGUCUCUCCAGACUGUUAUGAAAAAGGUUCAGUCUUUAAUUCCAAGGACCACGCGUGAGAUCUCUAGUGAAGCUGAGCUUGAUCUGCUUUUUUCUACGGUGUCAGUGAGCUCUCACAGCUUCUUCUCCAACUACGUCCAGCUGCUGUCCUUGUGGCAAAAGAGACGCAGAAAACUCUUGAGUGAGCAAACCACGCCGGUUAAUAGUCUGUCUGUCACUCCCCUUCUCCUGGGUAACGAGCUCCUCUUUCCCAUGGGAAUGUUUAUCCCACCUGUCUUCCAUCCAACCUAUCCCAGGGCGAUGAACUAUGGUGUAGUGGGUUUCCUUAUCGCCAAAGAUAUUCUCCACUUGCUUUUGCCCGACAUUCACUCUCAGAGUGAGACGGUGCAUGCUGUGGGGGAAUGCGUGUGGACUCACUAUCUCACAGUGACAGAAAAUGUGACAAGAGGUGGAGUGUUGUCUCUCUCUGUAGCGGAGCGGCAGGAGGUGUGGGUGCAGUAUUCUGCACUGCAGAUAGCACUGCAGGCUUAUCACCAGAGUCUACAGACACGUCCGAGGGACACGUUCAUCUUGGGUUUCUCACACACUCACCUGUUCCUCUCUUCUUUUUCUCAGGUUAAUUGUGACAUUGACCUCUACCAUGAGUUCAUGCCCUUGGAGCCCUCCUUCUUGGUCACAGUCAUUUGUGCCACACCUCACCUGUGUCCUACAAGCCUCUGGUGUCCCAGUAAAACCCAGCAACCUUUCCUACAAACAUGCUGAAGACACUUUGUUUUUUUUAAAGUUAGAAUUGUCUGACAAAAUACUGACAUCCAUGUGUUGCUGUAUAAAUAAGCCAAGCUCACAGUGGAUGUUGGUGAACUGUUGAAAGGAUGAAUGUUUAUCUACUGGUUGUACAAACCCAGAACCACUGGCAUUCUUCUGUAUAAGCCUUGAUUGUUUUAAAGAUGUGUUAGCAUGUUUUGUCCUUUGCACAAGCUGUUUAGUAUUCAUGUAAAUAAUGAUUGAAAAGGACUUUUGAGAUUUCUGUACAGAAUUGCAUCAGUGUGUAAGGAACAGAUUACUGUUGUGUCUGCUUGUGAAACCAGUAAAUCAAAUGUAUUUGUAA